AUGACUAGUGAUAGUAGAGAGGCAAGGUCUCAUCAGGGCCUUGAGGCCAGCUCUUCAGAUGAGGAGCUCCUCAGGGAUCACUACCAGGUGCUGAGGACCAUCAGACAUGGGGGAUUCGCCCUCAUCAAAUUAGCCAAGCACCUGCUCACGGACACCCUGGUGGCGGUGAAGGUCCUCAAUAAGAAGGAAAACCCCUUCUUUGCCACCGAAGUGGACGUUUUUAAGUCUUUAGACCACCCGAAUGUGGUAAAAUUACUUGAAAUUAUAGAAACCGAACAGUGGUUGUAUUUUGUGAUGGAGUACCUCGAGGGAGGAGACCUAGUAGAUUACCUCCAAGAGGCCGGCAGGAUGGAGGAGGAGGAGGCCAGGCCUCUGUUUAAACAAAUCCUCAGUGCAGUCAAAUACUGCCAUGACAACCGCAUUGCCCACCGCGAUAUCAAGUUACAAAAUAUCUUGCUAGACCAAAAGGGCAAAGCUAAAUUGUGUGACUUCGGGGUAAGUACACGGUUCACACUUGGGGAGGAGCUGGAUUACGAAUGUGGAACAGUGUCCUUUUGGCCCCCUGAGCUGUUCUUGCACCAGAAAUACCAAGGUCCCAAGAUGGACGUUUGGAGUCUAGGCAUAGUACUAUAUGGUAUAGUGAUGGGCAAGUUGCCUUUUAGAAGGGAGAGCUCAGCUAAUUUGAAAAGACAAGUAUUGAAUGGCCCAUUCCCAAUUCGAAAAACCUUCUCCCAAGAACUGAGAGGCCUCUUCGCUUUUCUAUUAACGGCGAAUCCUGAGCAGAGGCCCUCGUUGGGGCAAGUAAUGAAGCACCCCUGGUUCAGAAAAACCAAGCCAUUUGCACCAACUCCCAGCCAGACUGUCUCGAAGGAACCAGACCCUGCCAUCUUAGACAUCAUGUAUGACUUGGGAUAUGACUCAUCUGAGGUGCGAGCAGCCCUGUCAGGCAGGACAUACAACGGUGCCCGGGCAACAUAUUUCCUGCUGCUGGAGCAGAAGGACCAAGGGCAAGACCUCACCCGCUAUAUGAGGCACUCGGUUUCUGGGCCUCCACAAUGCCCUGUGCGUGUGUACUCAUCCUCCUCCGAUACCCCCAAAACAACCUGUCGUCCUGCUUCUCACACUACCACCUGCCUGCCCGCUGAGCAGCAGAAGCAGGAGGGAGGCCAUCUCUAUGUGUUUUCCCCGCCACCUCUGCAACCCCUGUAUAAGGAGAGACUGGGGACAAGCAGCCACUUCCUGCUCCAGCAGCAGCAGGAAACUCCUGGGACAGCGAAGGGGAGAUAG
Dipodomys ordii (Ord's kangaroo rat) is the source of this 1287-nucleotide messenger RNA. Its product is annotated as sperm motility kinase Y-like. The record is from RefSeq and is a predicted model, not a curated record. NCBI's taxonomy places the organism in Eukaryota, Metazoa, Chordata, Mammalia, Rodentia, Heteromyidae. The transcript has a single exon. Gene Ontology annotation, biological process: protein phosphorylation; intracellular signal transduction; microtubule cytoskeleton organization. Gene Ontology annotation, cellular component: cytoplasm. Gene Ontology annotation, molecular function: ATP binding; protein serine/threonine kinase activity; tau-protein kinase activity. The coding region runs from base 1 to 1287 and encodes 428 amino acids.